Lecanosticta acicola is the source of this 1698-nucleotide messenger RNA. The record is from the annotation of a GenBank genome assembly. NCBI's taxonomy places the organism in Eukaryota, Fungi, Ascomycota, Dothideomycetes, Mycosphaerellales, Mycosphaerellaceae.
AUGUUGUCGAAGCUGUCGCUACUGACACUCCUGAGUGUCGCCUACGCUCUUCCAGGUGGAGGCGAGGGAUGGAGUCAAGGAGGAGAUGACAAUCAGCCAGAGCCUUCGAAGACAUGGGGAUCGGAGUCUGGUCCCAGUCAUUACCCUUCUUGGUCGACUUCUUGGACUCCAUCAAAGCAGCCCACCCCAAGCAGGCCACCAAUCACGAGCACUCCUAGCGGACCGCCGGUUUCGACUCCAAGCAAGCCGACCACUUCGAGCAAGCCGACCACUUCGAGCAAACCGACCACUUCGAGCAAACCGCCUGUAUCGACCCCAAGUAAGCCGAUCACUUCGAGCAAAUCGCCUGUGUCGACCCCAAGCAAGCCAAACACUUCGAGCAACUCGCCUGUGUCGACUCCAAGUAAGCCAAACACUUCGAGCAAAUCGCCUGUGUCGACUCCAAGCAAGCCACCCGUCAGCAGUACGCCGUCGAAGUCUCCAGUCAGCAGCCCGCAAAACACAACCCUCACGACGACGAUCAAGACGACUGCAAAGGUCACCAGCGUUGUCACCAUCUCAACGACGUCUUCUGGAAGCGUUCCACCCAAAUCAAGCGGUUCUGUACCGCCCCCGGCCCCCGUUUCAUCUUCCAAGCCAGUUGGUUCGGUGCCACCCAGCUCGAGCUCGAAGCCUGGCAGCACAGCGCCUUCUGGAAGCGUUCCACCCAAGUCAAGUGGUUCUGUGCCGCCCCCGGCCCCCGUUUCAUCUUCGAAGCCAGUUGGUUCGGUGCCACCCAGCUCGAGCUCGAAGCCUGGCAGUCCAGCUUCCUCGAGUUCCACACCUGGCAGUCCGGCCACGUCGAGUUCCAAGCCUGGCAGUCCAGCUUCCUCGAGUUCCACACCUGGCAGUCCAGCUUCCUCGAGUUCCACACCUGGCAGCCCGGCCACAUCGAGUUCCAAGCCCGGCAGUCCAGCUUCCUCGAGUUCCACACCUGGCAGUCCGGCCACGUCGAGUUCCAAGCCCGGCAGUCCAGCUUCCUCGAGUUCCACACCUGGCAGUCCAGCUCCUUCAAUGUCUGGGGCACCUGCUGUUGUUUGCCCGACUUGCCCAGUCGCAAGCACAGUCACUAAGACGGAGACAGUCUACUUCAGCCAGGGCGCUCCUCCAAAUUGUGGAGCUACCGUGACUCUAGUCUGCCCAACUGCAUACGGCUCGAUGGGACAGCCACCUGCCCCUAGCAUGAGCUCAAAGGCGCCGGCACCGGGUCCUAGUGGUAGCACAAGCUCUCCUAAGGCACCUGUGCCUUCUCCGUCGUCGACAAAGCCGUCGGGCAGUACGCCACCAGUAUCUAAGCCGACAACAACUUCCAGCAAGCCUUCGGGCAGCGUGCCGCCGGUCUCAACGCCGACGACAACUUCAAAGAAGCCCACAGGCAGCGUGCCGCCAGUCUCAUCACCGACGACAACUUCUCAGAAGUCCACAGGCAGCGUGCCGCCAGUCUCAUCGCCGACGACAUCUUCUAAGACGUCCACAGGCAGCGUGCCACCUGUCUCGUCGCCGACGACAACUUCUAAGACGUCCACAGGCAGCGUGCCACCUGUGUCGAAGCCAACGACAACUGCCACGAGCAAGAUCCAGGAACACCCAAGUGGGACCAAGUCAUGGGGUGAAGUUUGGCCUCAGCCAAGCGGUUAUGGCCAGGAAGGCGGCUGGUAA